GGGUUUUCCUCUCACUCGGGGAGCCCCAGCCUGCUCAUGUACGCUGCGAUGCCGGCCUGAUCAAAGGCCCCAGUCUCUCACACGUGCAGAAGGCUGGCACGUGAGCUCAUUUGUUACGUUCCUCCGACUGACACAAGUCCUCCCAUCACAGAAAUGACUUUUCUGUGAAUUUGUAGGGUUUUUGAAGCUUCCGUCUCCUCUUCCCCAAAACCCUAACCCUAAUUUCCGGUCUUGGAUCGAGAUGGACAAGAGCAUGCUUGGAGAUCUCGAAUCUCUUCCUGAAGAAGAUAAGAUCAGAAUGUCCGUCAUGAUCGACCAACUCCAGAUCCGCGACAGUCUGAGGAUGUAUAAUUCACUGGUUGAGAGAUGCUUCACUGAUUGUGUGGACACCUUCCGAAGGAAGUCCCUAGACAAACAAGAGGAGACGUGUGUCCGUCGGUGUGCUGAGAAGUUCUUGAAGCACUCCAUGCGGGUUGGAAUGAGAUUUGCAGAGCUCAACCAAGGGACGGCCACACCCGACUAAUUCCUCACAACUUCGGAGGAAAUCUAUUUGCUGAUGUUUAACAAUGAAGGAAGCCAUUUAUUUGGGAUAAAUCACUCCUGUUUUAGUUUUUGUUUUCUUAUGUUUUUCUCUCACUCCUGAUUGGGAGUUUCCGGCAACACAAUCCCCGGAAUUUUUGUUUUGAACUCAUGAUGACGAGCAUAAGAAGCCCCUGACAGCCGUUGGGAACUUUUUUGAGGAAUUUGAUAAAAUUGAUUGUUACCUAUCAA
This is a messenger RNA of Magnolia sinica, 771 nucleotides long. Its product is annotated as mitochondrial import inner membrane translocase subunit Tim9. The record is from RefSeq and is a predicted model, not a curated record. Bases 242 to 523 code for a protein of 93 amino acids. The transcript has 2 exons. Lineage: Eukaryota; Viridiplantae; Streptophyta; Magnoliopsida; Magnoliales; Magnoliaceae.